AUGCCAGCUCCAUUUAAACCGGGUAACGCUAAGAAAGGUGGUACUCUAUUUAAGACCAGAUGUUUGCAAUGUCAUACUACGGAACAAGGCGGACCACACAAAGUUGGUCCUAACUUGCACGGUGUAUUCGGUAGAAACUCCGGUCAGGCCGCAGGGUACUCCUACACUGAUGCGAACAUCAAGAAGAACGUUCUAUGGGACGAGCAAAGCAUGUCGGAUUAUUUGGAAAACCCAAAGAAAUACAUUCCCGGUACCAAGAUGGCAUUUGGUGGAUUAAAGAAGGAAAAGGACAGAAACGACUUGAUUACCUACAUGCUCAAGGCUUGUAAAUAG
Eremothecium cymbalariae DBVPG#7215 is the source of this 333-nucleotide messenger RNA. RefSeq names its product c-type cytochrome. The transcript has a single exon. Gene Ontology annotation, molecular function: electron transfer activity; heme binding. Gene Ontology annotation, cellular component: mitochondrial intermembrane space. Gene Ontology annotation, biological process: mitochondrial electron transport, cytochrome c to oxygen; mitochondrial electron transport, ubiquinol to cytochrome c. Lineage: Eukaryota; Fungi; Ascomycota; Saccharomycetes; Saccharomycetales; Saccharomycetaceae. The coding region runs from base 1 to 333 and encodes 110 amino acids. The record is from RefSeq and is a predicted model, not a curated record.